Messenger RNA from Lutra lutra (Eurasian river otter), 4005 nucleotides. RefSeq names its product zinc finger protein 554 (gene ZNF554). Bases 1749 to 3677 code for a protein of 642 amino acids. The transcript is spliced from 6 exons. NCBI's taxonomy places the organism in Eukaryota, Metazoa, Chordata, Mammalia, Carnivora, Mustelidae. The record is from RefSeq and is a predicted model, not a curated record. Gene Ontology annotation, molecular function: DNA-binding transcription factor activity, RNA polymerase II-specific; RNA polymerase II cis-regulatory region sequence-specific DNA binding. Gene Ontology annotation, biological process: regulation of transcription by RNA polymerase II.
GAGGGAGUUAGCGGGCCGGGCUGGGGUGGGACCGCGUCUGCGUGGAGGGCCGGGGUGGGAGCUGGUGGCGUCCGAGCGCUGCACGCCCGGUGGCACCUGCGCCCGCCUCGGGGCCGGGCAGCCGCCUUCCUGGCCGGCAGCGCCCGGCGACAGGUGUGCGGGAGUCCCCGCGGGGGUCCCGGCGGGGGUCCGGGCGGGGGUCCGGGCACGGGUCCUCGGCGUUCCUGGGAGGCGGCCAGGACCGUGGGCAAGGUCGCCCAGCGACCAGAACCGUCCCCCGCGGGGAGCCCGCGUGUGAGACCCCGGGGGCGCGCGCUGCUGGGGGCGCGACAGCGGGUCAGGCCGGACUUGAAAGGAAACACCGUGAACCUGUUUGCUCCUGACGGCGGAGCGGGGCUGGGACGCCCGGACGUCGUGGGGAGCCGGGGGUCUCCCCGGGGCCACUCUGUCUGUCGCCGGCCCCCGGGGCAGUGUCUGGGGACGUGGUGGUUGUCGUGCAGGGGAGCGGAGCGCCUGGCACCGAGCCGGGGCGCCGGGGUGCUGUUCGGACCCCGCAGCGCGGGCGGCCCCGCCCCAGAGAAUGCCGGGACCCCAGUGUCCACAGCGCCCAGGGGAAGAGACUGCGUUAAGGAGUUGAAGACCCGAGUCAGAUCCUGCUCACCGCUCAGCAGAAUAACGUUCUCAACGGGUCAGACAGCGCGAAGCAGGGAGCCCCACCCCCAGGGUCCGUGUCCCCUCCUCCCCAUUCCCACUGCCCUCAGGGUGUCCAGCGUCCCAGGGACGCUGGAGGGCCGCUCAGGAUGGCACACGGUGUCUUGGGGCGGGUGGAAUCCCCGAAUCCAGGGGAUCUCUUCUGGGACUGGGGGUGAUACCUGGGAACAUGUGUGCUUGUCACACGGGGGGGGGGGGUUCGUGGCAUGGCGUGGGUGAGGUCAGGGCGUGGGCGAUCACCGUGCUUGGGGGAGACCCUGGCUUACCCUGUGGCUUGGGAUGCUCGUGGUAUCAAGGGUCUGUUCUGUUGAUGUCCAGACACAGGGGCCAGGGGAGGGAGGAGGAAGCCGCUGACCAGUCUGCCAGGGUCCCGGCACCAAGCCCUCCAGUCUCUCCCCUUUCUAGGGUGCAUUUCAUUGCCCUUGUGAGGAAGUCUUGGUGGGGCCGCAUCCGGCCUUCCCUAUGGAGGAAGGAGGAGUUUCUGUGGUUCGAACACAGGGAAAAUCCUAAGCCGUGUACCGCAGGCUUGGGUGAAGGAGGGCCCACAAGGGGCCCCUAACGUGCACCAUGAGGAGGAGGGUCUUGGAACUUCAGGAGGGCAGCGGAGGACUGGUCUGGGAAGAGCUGGGAAGGGCUGGGGGACCCGGGCCCCUUGCCGGGAGCUGCAGUCAGAGUCCCCAGAGCGAAGACGGAACCCCACGCACGCAGUGUGGGGGAUGGGUGGUAGGGGCGUUCGGUCCCCUGCGUGAAGCUGAGGCGGGGACCAGGAGCCCUGCCUCUCUGGCCGCUGGUGUUUGUCAGUGUCCUGGGCGGCUGGAGUUUAGCACCGCAGCCUGUGUGGCCAACACAGCGGGAACCUCCGCUCUCACAUUCUGGAGGCCAGAGUCCGAAGUCAAGGGUCCGCAGAGCCCUGCUCUCUCCAGGGGACCGGGGGAGGACGCUCCCUCCUCCUCUAGCCUCUGAGGAUCGCUCUCAACCCUGGGUGUCUGGGUGUCCCUUGGCUAGGAGCUGUCCCUUGUCUCUGUGUCCGUUGCCGCAUGGCCUCGUCCCUGUGUGUCCGUGUCUCCUUCAAGGACACCGUCCAUCACCGUGUAUCAGGGCCCGCUCGACUCCAGGACGACUUAGUCACCACCUCAAAUUUCCUGUUUGCAAAGAAGGUCACCUUCCCGGGUACCGGAGGGUCAGGCCUGAGCCAAUGGUACAGAGGACCUGACGCAGGACCGGGCAGUGUUCUCACUGGCAGGUGCCUGCUGGGGCAGAGCACGGGUGUCCUGCUAGAUCCUCACCGCCGGUGUGGCCGCCCCCGGGCCCCUGCCCGGCCCCACCGAGACCAGGCACGCCCACUCUGUGGGCUCUGGAAGCUGCUUUCCCAGGAGAAGAGGAUGGCUACGGGGUACCUGUCCCCCAGACCCCAGGCAGCAAAAAGCAAAGAACCUGUGUCCCACGGAGACCUUUUCCCGUCUUCCCUGCCUGAGGAGUCGCUGUCCUGGGAAGAUGUGGCCGUGGACUUCUCCCGCGAGGAGUGGGCGAUGCUGGGUUCUGCGCAGAGACGGCUCUACAGAGAGGUGAUGCUGGACACCUGCGCCCACUUGGCUGCCCUGGGAGCGUUGAAGAACCAGAGUUCCAACACAGGCGUUGACGAUGGCGACGGCACACUUUCCCCAACACAAGCCUCUCAGGCCACCAGUCCUUCCCCAGGGGUGGGGUGUCCACUCUUUCUACCAGUGGUGCCUUUCCACUGGGAACCAGGAGAAGCUGUGUGGAUGGAGGCACGAGGAACUCCCCAAACCUCCUGUUCAGAUUUGGAGACUAGUCUGAAAAGCCAAGAGUCGGUUUAUAAGAAGGUGGUUUUGGAGGAAGAACCAGCCGGUGGCACGGAUGCCAGAAAGCUCCCCAGAGAAGACUGGGAAUGUGGUCAACUUGAGAAGAACCACGAAGACUCCCGCAGGCUUCUGAGGCAAAUGGCGUACGCCCAGGCGGAGGCAUUUGCUCCAAAGGAGGCCACUGCCUGGCACGUGUUUGGGGAAACCUGUAGCACAGACUCAGACCGUUCUUUGUCACAAGGAGGUUUUAGAGGAGGACGUUUCCAUGACUGUGAUCUUGAUAUUGAGAGUCUGGUAGCCGAUCCGUUCUUAAAACACCAUCGGGUGGGGUAUUCGGACCAGAGGCCGUGUGAAGGGAAGGAAUACAGAAAAGACAUCAGCCCAGACAGUCCCCUUGCUCAGCACGAAAGGACGGGAACUUGUGUAUACCCAGAAAGUGGGGAGUCAUUUAAUCAUAGUAUGGCGCUUAUGACCCACAACGCGGCGGGGAAACCCUAUGAAUGCUACCACUGCGGGAAAAUGUUUAAUCGGAGGCAUUCUCUGAGUGAGCAUCAGAGAAUACAUACUGGGGAGAGACCCUAUGAGUGUCAGGAAUGUGGGAGAGCCUUUACGCACAGCUCAACCCUCACGCGGCACCUGAGAACUCAUACUGGAGAGAAGCCCUACGCGUGCAGUGACUGUGGGAAAGCCUUCAACAGGAUUUCGUCUCUUACCCAGCACCAGAGGAUUCACACAGGGGAGAAGCCUUACAAAUGCAAGGACUGCGGAAAAUCCUUCUGCCAGAGUUCUUACCUGAUCUUGCACAAGAGAACGCAUACUGGAGAGAAGCCCUACGAGUGUAACGAGUGUGGAAAGGCCUUCAGUGAUCGCUCCUCGCUCAACCAACACGAGCGAACUCACACCGGGGAGAACCCCUAUGAAUGUAAUCAGUGCGGGAGAGCCUUCAGCCAGAGGUCUUCCCUCGUUAGGCACCAGAGAACUCACACUGGAGAGAAACCGUACAGCUGUCCUGAGUGUGGGAAAGCAUUCAGCCAGAGCUCCUCCCUCAUCACCCACCAAAAAACUCACACUAGUCAGAAAACCUACAAAAUAAUUGACUGCGGGAAAGCUUUCUAUCAAAGCAGCCACCUUCUUGGAUUUUAGAGAACGCUUGCUGCUCUGUGAAGUGACUCAUAGCCGUCCACUACGGAAGGGGGUUGGGUUUUGCCCGUCUGAUGUUCUCCUUAGAAAGAAGUAGGCGUAGGCCACAUUCUUGAGGAGAAGCAGGGAGGUCCGGAUCUGAGAAGGGACCUUCUACUGGGGAAAAUUAACACUGAGCCGCGCCCGGUGCCUGAUGUUUUGGAGAAGACUGACGCACGGAAACGCUAACAGGCAGUGCGGUUUGGCUGCGGAUCCUUGCAUUGAUUCAGUCGUUGAAACUAAAGACACUCUGUUUCAGCCUUUUGUUUGAAAAUUCAGUAUUUUUGUUUCA